CGGGUACUCGAAGAGGUCCGGGGGCGGCUGUCCUCGGGCGGUGGGCUGCGAGACCGUCGCAGGGCUCGAUUCCCGGUCCCGCCCCGCCGAACCCCGCCCCUCCGCCCGCGAGGAGUGCAGCCACAGAGCCGCUGUCGCCGGGCCAGCCUAGGGCGGCCGGCCCAGAACCACCCGAUGAGAUCUCUUCCCUCUAGGGAUGGUGAAGUUGGAGAGAGGCUCCUUUAACCCUCCUGCAGGAUGAAUCCCCUGCCUGAAGACAUGGAGAACACUCUCACGGGGAGUCAAAGCUCUCACGCUUCCCUGCGCGACGUCCAUUCCAUCAACCCCACGCAACUCAUGGCCAGGAUUGAGUCCUAUGAAGGAAGAGAAAAGAAAGGCAUAUCUGAUGUCAGGAGGACUUUCUGUUUGUUUGUCACCUUUGACCUCUUAUUUGUAACAUUACUGUGGAUAAUAGAGUUAAAUGUGAAUGGAGGUAUUGAGAACACAUUAGAGAAGGAGGUGGUGCAGUAUGACUACUACUCUUCUUAUUUUGAUAUAUUUCUUUUGGCCGUGUUUCGAUUUAAAGUGUUAAUACUUGCAUAUGCCGUGUGCAGACUGCGCCACUGGUGGGCCAUAGCGUUGACGACAGCAGUGACCAGUGCCUUUUUACUAGCAAAAGUGAUCCUCUCAAAGCUUUUCUCUCAAGGGGCUUUCGGCUACGUGCUGCCCAUCAUUUCUUUCAUCCUUGCCUGGAUCGAGACAUGGUUCCUGGAUUUCAAGGUGUUACCUCAAGAGGCAGAAGAAGAAAACAGACUCCUGAUCGUUCAGGAUGCCUCAGAGAGGGCAGCACUGAUACCUGGUGGUCUUUCUGAUGGUCAGUUUUACUCUCCUCCUGAAUCCGAAGCAGGAUCUGAAAAUGAAGCUGAAGAAAAGCAGGACAGUGAAAAACCACUUUUAGAACUAUGAGUGAGACUUUUGUUAAAUGUGAAAAACCUUCAUUGAAAGUCACCAGAGGGGAAAAAAGGACUGGAGGUGGGGUCUCCCUAUUGAAGGUUGAAAUGGUGACAUCCACUGCUGACGUUAUUGAACGGCUAAUAAAGAAUUUAUUUAUUGUAAUACUUCACAGACAUGGUACCAUAUCCACAUACAUGUAGUCACCUGCCUGUGGGCUGGUAGGAUAAUGUCAUGAUGCAGCCUGUGUUCGGUAAGACUGAGUCUGAUCUGUAAAUGAAUAGUUGCAGAAAGUCUUGUGUUGUGUUCCUGAUCAAAAGACUUCUUAAUAUAUUGGAAUAACACUUUUUUUAGUAUGCAAAAUAUCCUUUUAUUUUGAUUUGCAGAAUGGAAUUUUUUGUUUCAUGUCAGAUUCCUUUUGUAUUUCUUUUUUAAUUCCUGACAUUUCCCUUGUGUUUUUCUUAACUCAUGCACAUGCCCGAUUUGUACAGUUUUAAAAGGUAAUAAAAUCCAACAUAUCAAAAU
Hippopotamus amphibius kiboko is the source of this 1455-nucleotide messenger RNA. It is a transcript of the gene STARD3NL, whose product is annotated as STARD3 N-terminal like. Bases 238 to 945 code for a protein of 235 amino acids. The transcript has 9 exons. The record is from RefSeq and is a predicted model, not a curated record. NCBI's taxonomy places the organism in Eukaryota, Metazoa, Chordata, Mammalia, Artiodactyla, Hippopotamidae.